AUGCGGCUCCCGGCGGGCACGGCCGGGCGCUCCCGCCGCUCCCCGCAAACUUCACCUGUGGAACGGGCGGGAGCGCCCGGCCUGACGGGACACGGCCGCUUUCGCGUGUGUCGAAAUUGCGGCGCGAAAGUGAUUUUUCAUCUCGCUGCUCUCUUUACAACUAAGAUGCAGUUUUUCGUUGUGUUCGUGCGGAAUGCAAAGCCAAAACUUAUAGAACCGAUAGACUAUGAAAAUGUCAUUGUUCAGAGGAAAACACAGAUUUUGAAUGAUCCUCUACGUGAGAUGCUACUGUUCCCUUAUGAUGACUUCCAGACAGCAUUAUUGCAGCGGCAGAGUCGAUACAUUCGGUCAACGGUUCCUGAAAAUGCAGAGAAAGAAGCUCAGAGCCUGUUUGUAACUGAGUGCAUCAAAACCUACAAUUCAGACUGGCAUAUUGUUAACUAUAGAUAUGAGGAUUACUCAGGAGAGUUUCGACAGCUUCCAAAUAAAGGGACAAAGCCAGACAAGCUUCCUGUUCAUUUAUAUGAAGUGGAUGAAGAAGCAGAUAAAGAUGAGGAUGCAGCAUCUCUUGGGUCUCAGAAGGGUGGAAUAACAAAACAAGGAUGGCUGUACAAAGGCAACAUGAACAGUGCAAUCAGUGUGACAAUGAGAUCAUUUAAAAGAAGAUUUUUCCACUUAAUCCAGCUUGGUGAUGGAUCCUAUAAUCUCAAUUUCUACAAAGAUGAAAAAAUAUCAAAAGAACCUAAGGGAUCAAUAUUUCUAGAUUCAUGCAUGGGAGUGGUUCAGAACAAUAAGGUCAGACGUUUCGCAUUUGAGCUCAAGAUGCAAGACAAGAGUAGUUUCCUUUUAGCUGCAGACAGUGAACUUGAAAUGGAAGAGUGGAUAAACACUCUGAACAAAAUCCUUCAGCUUAACUUUGAGGCUGCAAUGCAAGAAAAAAGAAAUGGCGAGUCCCAUGAAGAUGAUGAACAAAGCAAACUGGAAAGCUCAUCAAGUAGUUUUGAUAACUACUAUCCUGAAAUUGCCAAGAGUACCAGAGAAGCAGAAAUCAAGCUGAAAACUGAAAGCAGAGUUAAACUUUUUGCCUUGGAUCCAGAUGCACAGAAACUUGACUUUUCUAGUAUUGAACCAGAAGUGAAGCCAUUUGAAGAAAAAUUUGGAAAAAAAAUUCUUGUAAGGUGUAAUGAUUUAUCUUUUAAUUUGCAAAGCUGCGUUGCAGAAAAUGAAGAAGGACCAACAACAAAUGUAGAGCCUUUCUUUGUCACACUGUCACUUUUUGAUAUUAAAAACAACAGGAAGAUUUCAGCAGAUUUUCAUGUUGAUUUGAACCACGCCUCAGUAAGGCACAUGCUGUCCAGUGCAUCUCAACAAAUGAUGAAUGGCAGUGGUGACAGCUUACACAGAAUUCAGGACAUUCAUGAAACUGUCUUGCAAUAUCCAAAGCAGGGAAUAUUCUCAGUCACAUGUCCUCAUACUGACAUUUUCCUUGUGGCUAGAAUAGAAAAGGUGCUACAGGGAAGUAUUGCACAUUGUGCUGAGCCAUACAUGAAAAGUUCAGAUUCAUCAAAGGUUGCACAGAAAGUUUUGAAGAAUGCUAAGCAGGCAUGCCAGAGAUUAGGUCAAUAUAGAAUGCCUUUUGCCUGGGCAGCUAGGACAUUAUUUAAAGAUGCCUCAGGAACCCUGGACAAAAAUGCAAGAUUUUCUGCUCUCUUCAGACAAGACAGUAAUAAACUCUCAAAUGAAGACAUGUUGAAAUUGUUAGCAGAUUUCAGGAAACCUGAAAAGAUGGCCAAACUUCCUGUUAUUUUAGGAAAUCUGGAUGUUACAAUUGACAAUGUGUCACCAGAUUUUCCAAAUUACGUUAACUCAUCAUACAUUCCCAUGAAACAGUUUGAAAACAGCACCAAGACACUCACAGCAUUUGAAAUAGAGGAGUUUGUUCCUUGUAUACCAAAAUGCACUCAGCCUUUUACCAUCUACAACAAUCAUCUUUAUGUUUAUCCAAAGCACUUAAAAUAUGACAGUCAAAAGUCUUUUGCAAAGGCUAGAAAUAUUGCAGUGUGUGUUGAGUUCAAGGAUUCUGAUGAAGAGGAUUCUUUGCCUUUGAAGUGUAUCUAUGGUAGGCCUGGUGGACCAGUAUUUACUAGAAGUGCAUUUGCUGCUGUUCUGCAUCACCAUCAAAAUCCAGAGUUCUAUGAUGAGAUUAAAAUAGAGCUCCCCACUCAGUUACAUGAAAAGCACCAUUUGUUGUUCACUUUCUACCAUGUCAGCUGUGAUAAUUCAAGCAAAGGGAGUACAAAGAAGAAAGAUGUUGUUGAAACACAAGUUGGGUAUUCUUGGCUUCCUUUGAUAAAAGAUGGAAGAGUGGUCACCAAUGAGCAGCAAAUCCCAGUGUCAGCAAAUCUUCCCUCGGGCUACCUUAGUUAUCAAGAAGUGGGUAUUGGAAAGCAUUCUGGUCCUGAAAUUAAAUGGGUAGAUGGAGGCAAACAACUGCUGAAAAUAUCCACUCAUCUGGUGUCAACUGUGUAUACACAGGACCAGCACCUGCAUAAUUUUUUUCAGUACUGUCAGAAAACAGAGUCUGGAGCUCGUGCACUAGGAACUGAUCUUGUGAAAUACCUUAAGAGCCUUCAUGCUAUGGAAGGCCAUGUGAUGAUAGCUUUCCUGCCAACUGUUCUAAACCAGUUGUUCAGAGUUCUCACCAGAGCAACUCAAGAGGAAGUUGCAGUCAACGUGACAAGGGUUAUUAUCCAUAUUGUUGCUCAGUGUCAUGAAGAAGGUUUGGAUAGCUACCUGAGAUCUUAUGUGAAGUAUGCAUAUAAAGCAGAACCCUAUGUUGCUUCUGAAUAUAAGACAGUACAUGAAGAGCUGACAAAGUCAAUGACAACAAUUUUAAAGCCAUCUGCUGACUUUCUUACAAGCAACAAACUGCUUAAGUAUUCAUGGUUUUUCUUUGAAGUUCUGAUAAAGUCAAUGGCUCAACAUUUGAUAGAAAACUCUAAAGUGAAGCUGUUGAGAAACCAGAGAUUUUCUGCCUCCUUUCAUCAUGCAGUGGAAACAGUUGUUAAUAUGCUAAUGCCACACAUCACUCAGAAGUACAGAGACAAUCCAGAGGCCUCAAAAAAUGCAAACCACAGCCUGGCUGCCUUUAUAAAAAGGUGUUUCACUUUUAUGGAUAGAGGCUUUGUUUUCAAGCAGAUCAAUAACUACAUCAGCUGCUUUGCCCCAGGAGAUCCAAAGGCUCUUUUUGAAUUCAAAUUUGAAUUUCUUCGCGUAGUCUGUAAUCAUGAGCACUAUAUACCACUAAAUCUACCAAUGCCAUUUGGAAAAGGCAGAGUUCAGAGAUACCAAGACCUUCAGCUGGACUAUUCAUUAACUGAUGAAUUCUGUAAAAAUCACUUCUUGGUUGGACUGCUUCUAAGGGAGGUGGGCAAUGCCUUACAAGAAUUCAGAGAUGUGAGGCAGAUUGCCAUCAGUGUGCUCAAGAAUUUGAUGAUAAAGCAUUCUUUUGAUGAUAGAUAUGCUACCAGGGGCCAUCAAGCAAGAAUAGCCACUAUGUAUUUGCCACUCUUUGGUCUGCUCAUAGAAAAUGUUCAGCGGAUCAAUGUGAAAGAUGUGUCUCCGUUUCCUGUUAACCCUUCCAGCAAUAGCACAAAGGAUGAUGCACCAAGUUUGCCAACUGCAAGUCAGUUAGUAACACCACAAAAAUCAGGAAACACAUUGGAUAACAACCUUCCUAAAGAUCUGUUUGGUGUUAUCUCUGGCAUUGCUUCCCCAUACACCACAUCGACUCCAAAUAUUAAUAGUGUGAGGAAUGCUGACUCAAGAGGUUCCCUUAUAAGCACAGACUCAGGAAACAGUCUCCCAGAAAGACACAGUGACAAGAGCAAUUCUCUUGACAAGAACCAGCAGAGCAGCACUUUAGGAAGUUCUGUUGUUCGAUAUGACAAACUUGACCAAGCAGAGAUCAAAAGUCUGCUCAUGUGUUUUCUUCAUAUUUUAAGAAGCAUGUCAGAUGAUGCAUUGUUUACAUAUUGGAACAAGGCUACAAAAUCUGAACUCAUGGACUUUUUCACCAUUACAGAAGUGUGCUUACAUCAGUUCCAGUACAUGGGGAAACGAUACAUAGCCAGUGUGAGAAAGAUAUCAAGUAUUCUUGGAAUUUCUGUAGACAAUGGCUAUGGCCAUUCAGAUGCAGAUGUCCUUCACCAGUCUUUACUUGAAGCAAAUGUUGCCACCGAAGUUUGCAUUACAAUUCUGGACACUCUGUCAUUAUUCACAAUGGCUUUUAAGAAUCAGCUACUGACUGAUCACGGACACAAUCCACUGAUGAAGAAAGUAUUUGAUGUAUACCUCUGCUUCCUUCAAAAGAAUCAGUCUGAAACAGCAUUGAAAAAUGUAUUCAGUGCUUUAAGGGCACUUAUUUACAAGUUUCCUUCUACAUUUUAUGAAGGUAGAGCUGAUAUGUGUUCUGCACUGUGCUAUGAAAUUCUGAAGUACUGUAAUUCCAAGCUGAGUUCAAUUCGUAAUGAAGCUUCCCAGUUACUGUACUUCUUGAUGAGAAAUAAUUUUGACUACACAGGGAAGAAGUCUUUUGUUCGAACACAUCUGCAAGUUAUUAUUUCAGUAAGCCAGUUAAUUGCUGAUGUGGUUGGAAUUGGAGGAACUAGAUUUCAGCAGUCUCUUUCCAUCAUCAACAACUGUGCCAAUAACGACAGAAUUAUUAAGCACACUACAUUCCCUUCUGAUGUUAAGGAUUUAACCAAACGGAUUCGUACGGUGCUGAUGGCUACGGCUCAGAUGAAGGAACAUGAGAAUGAUCCAGAAAUGCUUGUAGACCUCCAGUACAGCUUGGCAAAGUCCUAUGCAAGUACACCUGAACUGAGGAAGACAUGGUUAGACAGCAUGGCAAGGAUCCAUGUUAAAAAUGGAGAUCUUUCAGAGGCAGCAAUGUGCUACGUCCAUGUUGCAGCACUGGUUGCAGAAUAUCUCACACGAAAAGGGAUGUUUAGGCAAGGCUGUACUGCUUUCAGAGUAAUCACACCAAAUAUAGAUGAAGAGGCUUCAAUGAUGGAGGAUGUUGGAAUGCAAGAUGUUCACUUCAAUGAAGAUGUGCUGAUGGAAUUGUUGGAGCAGUGUGCUGAUGGACUCUGGAAGGCAGAACGCUAUGAACUCAUUGCUGAUAUAUAUAAGCUUAUAAUUCCCAUUUAUGAAAAACGGAGAGAUUUUGAGAGGCUUGCUCACUUAUAUGACACCCUUCAUCGAGCAUACAGCAAAGUUACUGAAGUUAUGCAUACAGGCAAGAGGCUGCUGGGGACUUAUUUCAGGGUAGCAUUCUUUGGACAACAAUACCAGUUUACAGACAGUGAGACAGAUGUUGAGGGUUUCUUUGAGGAUGAAGAUGGAAAGGAGUAUAUCUAUAAAGAGCCUAAACUCACACCUCUUUCAGAAAUUUCCCAAAGACUCCAGAAACUCUACUCUGACAAAUUUGGAGCUGAAAAUGUCAAAAUGAUUCAGGAUUCUGGCAAAGUAAAUCCUAAGGAUUUAGAUUCAAAAUAUGCAUAUAUUCAAGUUACACAUGUAAUUCCAUACUUUGAAGAAAAGGAGCUGCAGGAAAGAAAAACAGAUUUUGAAAGGACUCAUAACAUUCGUCGCUUCAUGUUUGAGAUGCCUUUUACUCAAGGUGGUAAAAGACAAGGAGGAGUAGAAGAGCAGUGUAAGCGAAGGACUAUUUUGACAGCCAUACAUUGUUUCCCAUAUGUGAAAAAGCGCAUUCCAGUGAUGUACCAGCACCACACUGAUUUAAACCCCAUUGAAGUAGCCAUUGAUGAAAUGAGUAAAAAAGUUGCAGAGCUUAGGCAGCUUUGCUCUUCAGCUGAAGUUGAUAUGAUCAAAUUGCAGCUGAAGCUACAGGGAAGUGUCAGUGUUCAGGUUAAUGCUGGUCCAUUAGCAUAUGCAAGAGCUUUCUUAGAUGACACUAACACCAAAAGAUAUCCAGACAAUAAAGUAAAGCUCCUAAAAGAAGUUUUUAGGCAAUUUGUUGAAGCCUGUGGGCAUGCUCUGGGUGUAAAUGAACGACUGAUAAAGGAAGAUCAGUUGGAAUACCAAGAAGAAAUGAAGGCAAACUACAGAGAAAUGGCAAAAGAGCUUUCUGAAAUAAUGCAUGAACAAAUUACUCCAGUGGAAGAAAAGGCCAGUGUCAUGCCCAACUCACUGCACAUUUUCAACGCCAUAAGUGGAACUCCGACAAGCACAACAGUUCACGGGAUGCCCAGUUCUUCUUCAGUUGCAUGAUUGUUUUGUAAAGGAAAGUAUGUUUGUUUCUUUUGAAGUUUGUGGAUUUGCUUCUUUGUGUGCAAACUCAGGAUGACCUCAAAGCUAAAUGUUGGGCACAUGCAAACUGCGUAGUUCAUACGAAUGUCUGAGCACACUUAGCAAAUAGCAGUUACUGGUAAUAGUCUUUUAGAGUAAGGGAGGCACACAUAUAUAUUUUUUAAUCUUGCUGGUAAAAUUUAAAAGUGUUCACAAUGUCAUUGCAGAAAUGCGUGUUGGAAAAUUAUGAAGUUAGCUUCUGUUUUUCGUUAGAAAGUAUUAUUAAGAUGAAUUGCACAUUACAAAAAAAGUGUUGUGGGAUGUAAUUUUGCAGAUAUGUAACAUUCAGGUGUUCUUUUUGUGUAUGGCACAUAGAGAUUCCAAGUACAAGAACUAUUUUGGGGCUAGACAGAGACACUAGUUUUUGGGGUUUAAUGGAACUGACAAUAGUAGUUUUUGUACCAUUUGGCAAAUUGUUGUGCUUUAUUUUAUACCUUGUUGCAUUUUGGAGGUAUGCAAGCUUAGGUCUUACUGAACAACUAAAUACAACCAAAGGUCUGUAUUAAUGAACACUGAGUUAUACUAAAAUAUCAAUAGUAGUAAAUUGUUAUGUACAUAUUGUUUGUUAAUACAGUCCGUACAGUCUGUACAUAAAUGUAUUACAUUUCUAAGCAUUUUUUUAAUAUUCAUACCUGCUCUUACCAUUCUGCUUUCAGUUUCUUUUGAAAAUUUGCUCAUUCCAAGUAUAUGCAGACUUUACAGUUCAUUUAUCCCUGUAUAUAAAUAAGUGCAAUAUAAAGAUGUAUACAGUCUUUGCUAUGUUAGGUUUAUAUGCAGUUAUUAAAAAAAUCUUUUUUGCCAAAGCAAUGGAGUAUGUAAUUGGUAAUCAUGGUUACUGUGGUAAAUGGUGGUAUAAUUUAAAGCUUUUUCCAUAUUCUUAUUCUUUUAAGACAUUAAUUUAGUAAUUUUAUAUUUGGGGAAAAUAAAGGUUUUUAAUUUUAUUUAACUGGAAGCACUGUCCUGCUGUAAUUAAACAUUCUGUACUACAUCUAUAUUAAAAGAAAAAAGGUAGUUACUUUUC
This is a messenger RNA of Agelaius phoeniceus (red-winged blackbird), 7393 nucleotides long. Lineage: Eukaryota; Metazoa; Chordata; Aves; Passeriformes; Icteridae. The record is from RefSeq and is a predicted model, not a curated record.